GAGUCCUCUGCUAGCUUCCAGGAUAAGCUUUGAAAGGACUGGCUGCUAUUGAAUUCAGUGGGACUUACUUCUCUUUCUGGACUUGCUCUCUUAAGGAAUUUAUUGCAGCACCGGUGUAUGUGUUCUAGAGUCCGUUUCAGCAGGUGAAACAGCUUUAACAUAGACUCGUAGAAUUGGAAGGGACCUAUAAGGCCAUCUAGUCCAACCCCCUGCUCAAUACAGGAAUCCAAUUUACAGCAUCCGCGACAGGCAGCUGUCCAGCUGCCUCUUGAACGUCUCCAGGGUUGGAGAGCCCACCAACUCAUGGGUCCCGUUUUCAUAUCGCUCUAACAUUUAGGAAGUUUUUCCUGAGGUUCAGAUGUUAUUUCCUCCUGUAGUUCGAGAUGUUUUUCUAUCGACAGUUGCGUGAUUUAUCACAGCUGGAACAGGUUUUCUUAAUUUAUUAUUAAUAACAAUGAUAAUGAAUUUUUACAAUUAAAAUUAUUGUGCGGGGCGAAGACAGACUCGAACGAACACCCGAGUGAAGGGGCGGGGCCUUCUCAUUGGCUAAGCCGACAGAUGCCUUCGAAGCGGAAGGCCGUUGGCUGCACUUAGCGGUGACUGACGGCGAUACACAGCCAAUGGCAGAGCAGUGGCGGUUUUCCGCGCGCAGUUUGGGACGGUUACGCCACCGGUGGAAAGGAGAGCGCGGCGCUGAGGGAAGGACCGGUGGAGGCUUAGCGGCAGCUUGAAGGCCCACGAGAGAUGGCCGAUGGAGGCGGAUUUUAUACGCGAGUGCUGGGCUCCGGCGCAGACUCGCCGCCACUCCUCAGCCUGAGGCGAAGGUCGAAACUCAAGUGGCCAGAGGAGGCGGUUAUGCUUGAGAAAGUGUUGGGAAUAACUACUCAGACCAGCAGUGCUUUAACUUGUGACCCAAACACAGGGCAGAUAGCGUAUCCAACAGGAUGUGUGGUUGUGAUUUUAAAUCCUCAGAAGAAUAAACAGAAGCAUAUUUUUAAUACUGCUAGGAAAACUGUGAGUGCUGUAUCUUUUUCUCCUGAUGGGAAAUACAUUGUAACUGGUGAGAAUGGGCACAGGCCGGCAGUCCGAGUGUGGGACACUGAAGAGAAGACUCAAGUGUCAGAGCUCCAUGGCCAUAAGCAUGGCGUGGCAUGUGUGGCCUUUUCUCCCAACAUGAAGUACCUUGUCUCGGUGGGAUAUCCGCAUGACAUGAUUGUCAAUGUGUGGGACUGGAAGAAGGCCACACUCAUUGCCUCCAAUAAAGUGUCUUGCAAGGUUAUGGCCAUCUCCUUUUCAGAGGACAGCUACUUUGUUACUGUUGGCCAUCGGCACGUGAAGUUCUGGUUCUUGGAUGUAUCCAGGGAAGUUAAGGUUAAAGAGACAGUUCCACUUGUCGGUCGCUCUGGCCUUCUUGGAGAGCUUCACAACAACAUCUUCUGUGACGUGGCAUGUGGGCAGGGCAAAAUGUCAGGUAGCACGUUCUGCAUUUCCUAUUCUGGGCUCCUCUGCCAGUUUAAUGAGAAGCGUGUGCUGGAGAAAUGGAUUGAUCUGAAGGUAUCUCUAGCCAACAGCAUUUGUGUUAGUGAAGAAUUUAUAUUCUGUGGUUGUGCAAAUGGAACUGUGCGCAUCUUCCUCACACACAACUUACAUUACCUCUCGGACUUGCCAAAACCGCAUUACUUGGGCAUUGACGUAGCUAGAGGAGAAGUGCUGAGGCCAGAUGCCAUCUACCCAGAUACUGUUGCCUUGGCCUUUGAUCCCUCCCAUCACUGGCUCUCCUGUGUAUACAAGGACCACAGCGUGUACAUUUGGGAUGUGAAGAACACUGGUCAAGUUGAGAAAGUGUGGUGUGACCUUUUCCACAGUUCAUUUGUAUGGAAUAUUGAGGUUUAUCCUGAGUUUGAAGACCAUAGAGGCUGUUUACCCCCAGGAUCCUUUCUAACAUGUUCGUCAGACAAUACUAUACGCUUUUGGAACUUGGAAAAUGGCAAAGAAGUGGAUUUUCAGAAAAACAUCUACAGUAAUAACUUGCUAAAGAUUAUGUAUGUGGAAAAUAACAUCCAGCAUUUGCAAGAUUCAACAAAUGUGCCAGACCGAGGUGAAAACACCAACUUCCUCGAUGUGAAAUCUGGUGUCCGUGUGAUGCAAGUCAGCCCUGAUGGCCAGCACUUGGCCUCUGGUGAUAGAGCUGGAAAUUUGAGGAUACAUGAGCUAAAAUACAUGGAUGAAGUGAUAAAAGUGGAAGCCCAUGACUCAGAAGUUCUCUGCUUACAAUACUCUAAGCCAGAAACUGGGAUGGCUCUGCUGGCCUCAGCAAGUCGAGACAAGUUGAUUCAUGUGCUAAAUGUGAGGAGAAAUUAUAAACUAGAGCAGACGUUGGAUGACCAUUCCUCCGCUAUCACUGCUGUGAAGUUUGCUGGAAAUGGAGCUAUUCAGAUGAUUAGCUGUGGAGCUGACAAAAGCAUCUAUUUUCGCAGUGCGCAAAAGGUUGCGGAGGGAAUUAACUUUGUCAGAACUCAUCACGUUGCUGAGAAAACAACCUUGUACGACAUGGACAUUGAUAUAACACAGAAAUAUGUCGCGGUGGCUUGUCAGGACAGAAAUGUCAGGAUAUACAACACUGUCAGCGGGAAGCAGAAGUGGUGCUAUAAAGGCUCGCAAGGCGAUGACGGAUCCCUACUGAAGGUCCAACUGGAUCCUUCCGGAACGUUCUUGGCCACCAGUUGCUCAGAUAAGAGCAUUUCCAUUAUAGAUUUCCACUCUGGGGAGUGUGUUGCCAAAAUGUUUGGACAUUCAGAAGUCGUUACAGGGAUGAAAUUUACCUUUGACUGCAAACGCUUGAUCACCGUCUCGGGAGACAGUUGUAUCUUCAUAUGGCAUCUUAGUCCUGAAAUUACCACCUGCAUGAAACAGCACUUGAUGGAACUGGAUCAAGUCCGGCAGAAGAAGAAAGCCAGGGAGCCAACGUGGUCUCAUCAGGUCAGGAGGGAGACCUUUGUUGCUGUGCCAAGUGGAAGAAACCCCUGUGGUGCUGAACAUCUGGCUGAUUAUGACACCGAGGAGGAGAGGGAAGAGGAAGAAACAGCUCUUCAGACUCCUCUGAAAGUUGACCUUGAUGCAGCUCCUGCUUGUAUCCUCACCAAUGGCAAAAUGCCCAUGUGGGCAAAGAGGCUGCUUGGAGAGGCAGAUAAUUCGGACAGCUCUACCUUUAACUCCAGGGUGAGUUAUCAACCACAAGGGCGGUGGGCUGAACGUGCUGCCAAGGAGCCACUUAAGAUCAUGCUGGACACAAACUUUAGUUACUUAAACAGCAGCAUGAAUGACGACGAGCUGGAACCACAGAGACUGGAUCAGCUGCUCUUGGAGUCCAAGAACUCCCCUAGCAGCAUAAUUGAAGAUUUCAAACAGCCAGAUCUGUCCUCCGAAGAGGAGGUGAUGGAAGAGCUUGAAGUCAGCAGGAGCAGCCUCCCCGACGUGCAGACGAGCCCAUCCGAGGGAGAAAGGAAAUACAUGAAGGAGCUGCACCUCCAGCCAGCUUAUCUGAACGAAGGUGCUGAUACGAAAGAGAAGCUGCCAGAUAAAAUCUGCUCCGUCACCUCCUUGGUCUCCGAGGCAUCUGCUUUGGGCCACCAACGGGAAGACCAAGAGUCUCUAGUGUCAGAGGCAGAAGGAGAAAUGACCGACGUGGACGAGAACUUCCAGCAAAGCAACUCUUUGCCCCAAACCCCAGAAGAAGAGAAAUUCCUCCGGCAUCACUUUGAGACGCUUGCCAGUGCUCAGGCUGAAGAAAAGUUUGACGGUUGCCUAAAAGAUCUCAAGCCAUCUGAAGAGGAGGAUGAGGAGGGUGCCUUGUUCCUGAACCCUCGCCUGAGCAUUUCUGCUAUGUUCCUCUCUCGCUGCCAAAGAAAUAGCAGGUUUGCAGCUGCCUUUUUCCCAAGGGUCCAUCAGCACUCUCAGACUGCCGCUGUAGAGCAGGAGAAGGCGGAGGCCCUGCUGCCCAGCGAGCUCAAGAAACUGGAGAAACUUUCAGAAGAAACUCACUCUGAGUUGAAGGAAAAGCUUGAUGCUAGAACAUACAAUAUCUCAGAAGCACAGGUUCUUGUCAGAAACUUUGAAAUGAACCUGCAACCUCUGUGCACCAAAUUUGAAGAGACUUUGCAGCUUUACGAUAAGGUGACUUCCUGUAAUGACUCUACUGAGGAGGAGCUUCUCCAUAUAAAGAACAAGCUGGUUAGUACUUUCUGUUGGAUGAAAAAUGAGCUGGACUCCAGAGCUAUCAAGAACAACACAGAUGUGGCAACAGCCACAGAUGGCCCAACCCACUGGCUGAAGCACCUUGAAGACAGCGAGACCCACUCUCUCUUAAAGCAUUACUCUGACUCACUGCUGAGUAUGGUCCAGAAGAAGUUGGAUGAAUCUCACAAAGCAGAUGUUGCUUGAAUCACCCCAAGCAAUGACUCCACCACCACCUAAAAAACAUGAUUGUAGUGCUGAGCUCCAGCAAACGUGGACAUCGAUUUCUGUGUAACUCCUGAGGAGUUGGCUGCUAAGACAGAGCUGAUUUAACAUGUUUACCUCUUGCGUUUAUUUUGUGCAAUUCCCCUUCUUUUUUUCCUGACAAGCUGUUGCUGUUUGAAAAAGCUAAAAAAAGAACACUUCUGAAAAGCUUUUUUUAUAAGAAUGAGUGUAGUAAGAGGAGAAAAUGGGUGUUCCCCCGUGGUACUUUCGUGUGUGUGUCUUUUGUAACACUGCUUUGCAACAGAAGUUCUUAAAUGUUUGCUGUUUUUUCC
Molecule: messenger RNA, 4790 nt
Organism: Rhineura floridana
Lineage: Eukaryota; Metazoa; Chordata; Lepidosauria; Squamata; Rhineuridae
Gene: WDR62
Product: WD repeat domain 62
Exons: 30
Coding region: 745-4440 (1231 amino acids)
Biological process (GO): regulation of mitotic cell cycle; neurogenesis; mitotic spindle organization
Cellular component (GO): mitotic spindle
Molecular function (GO): protein binding
Source: RefSeq, a predicted model, not a curated record